CGCGUUCCAUACGGCAUGCGUCUUCCAAUCUUGCCUGCACUCGUCUCUACCAUUGCGCUCGUGAACGCCAGGGUGGUCCAACAACGCACUGUUAGCUCCAACCACGGAACGAUCACCUCUCCUUCGACUGGCACCCUAGUCUCCAACGUUGGAGGGGACGCAAUUCCCUUCGCAUAUAGCGACAGCAAUUGGUGUCAUAAUGGGUAUAGCACCACCACCGCCUGGCUCCUCGACUACGAGCCCACCACCGCCAACAUCGACGCUGCAACUGGCCUGCCUAGCAACCCCAUCUACCAGUUCGGCACGUAUUUGAUCCCCAAUUUCGGGCUCCCGCCUCUUUCUGGGUCGAACCCACCACCACCAUCGACACUGACAACACCUGCCCUCGCUCCAGCAUACGCAUCCGGAAGAAGCCUUUAUCUUGCUGUAAUCGAGACAGCCACAGCCUGCCCGCCGGGAGUUAAUAUUCCGCCACAGUAUGGGGUGACAUCGGUCAAGCUUGUUGUUGCUUGA
Molecule: messenger RNA, 513 nt
Organism: Mycena indigotica
Lineage: Eukaryota; Fungi; Basidiomycota; Agaricomycetes; Agaricales; Mycenaceae
Exons: 3
Coding region: 16-513 (165 amino acids)
Source: RefSeq, a predicted model, not a curated record